Messenger RNA from Nicotiana tabacum (common tobacco), 789 nucleotides. RefSeq lists its product as uncharacterized. Lineage: Eukaryota; Viridiplantae; Streptophyta; Magnoliopsida; Solanales; Solanaceae. The record is from RefSeq and is a predicted model, not a curated record.
AUGAUUCAAAAAGAUAUUAUUAAUGCUUGUGCCAAAGAAACAAUCAAAGUUAUCAUUGAAGACUUAGAUGGAAAUUUUUUCGGGAUACUAGUUGAUGAAUCAAAGGAUAUAUCACACAAGGAACAAAUGACAUUUGUUUUGAGAUAUGUUAACAAAGAAGGUGAAGUAAUUGAGAGAUUUGUUGGUAUUAUUCAUGUUAAUGAUACAUCUGCUCAAUCAUUGAAGAAGAAAAUCGACUCUUUUCUUUUGUAUCACUCAUUAAGUUCAUCCCAAAUACGUAGGAAAGAUUAUGAUGGAGCUAGUAACAUGCAAGGAGAGCUACGUGGUCUUAAGACUUUGAUUAUGAAUGAAACUCCAUCGGCUCAUUGCAUUCAUUAUUUUGCCCACCAAUUGCAAUUAACACUUGUGGCUCUUGUAGUGAAGCAUUCAGAUGUGAAUGACUUUUUCUGUAUAGUUACUAAUGUGUUAAAUAUUGUUGGAGCAUCUUUUAAGCGCAGGGAUUUGCUUCGACAAUAUCAAGCUGAAAAAUUAGAGGAGUUGCUCAUAUCAGGUGAAGUGUAUACUGGGCGAGGAUUAAAUCAAGAACGUGGGCUUCAACGACCAGGUGAUACUCGUUGGGGUUUUCAUUAUAGAAUGUUAGAUAACCUCAUUGUCCUGUUUUCAUCAAUUAUUCAUGUUCUUGAAUUUAUUGCUUGUGAGGGUCCAAAUUAUGCUGAUAGACUUGUUGCUGAAAGUCUUAUGACUAAGAUUAAGGAAUUUGAAUUUGUUUUUAUGUUGCACUUGAUGUGA